ACCCGCCUAGAGCCACGCAGAGUCAGCGGCAAGGCUUGGGACAGACGCCAGCUCUCCGAUUCCCAGCCCUGGGCCUUGCCACCCCGUCCUCUUCGUCCCAUUCGGGGGAAAGGAGCAACAAUUCAGAUUCUCUCCACAUGAACUCAUCCACACCGCCCUGUGCCCGAUUCCUAUGAAACCACUUCACCACACAGGCGGUACGCACUAUCCGCAGGCAAACAGCGCCCCACACUCAAAUAACCACACAGGUGGUACCCACUAUCCACAGGCUAACACCACCCCACACCUGAAACACCACACAGGCGGUAUGCCCUAUCUGCAAGCUAGCACCGCCCGACACCCAAUUCACCACACAGGCGGUAUGCACUAUCUGCAAGCUAGCACCGCCCGACACCCAAUUCACCACACAGGCGGUAUGCACUAUCUGCAAGCUAGCACCGCCCGACACCCAAUUCACCACACAGGCGGUAUGCACUAUCUGCAAGCUAGCACCGCCCGACACCCAAUUCACCACACAGGCGGUAUGCACUAUCUGCAAGCUAGCACCGCCCGACACCCAAUUCACCACACAGGCGGUAUGCACUAUCUGCAAGCUAGCACCGCCCGACACCCAAUUCACCACACAGGCGGUAUGCACUAUCUGCAAGCUAGCACCGCCCGACACCCAAUUCACCACACAGGCGGUAUGCACUAUCUGCAAGCUAGCACCGCCCGACACCCAAUUCACCACACAGGCGGUAUGCACUAUCUGCAAGCUAGCACCGCCCGACACCCAAUUCACCACACAGGCGGUAUGCACUAUCUGCAAGCUAGCACCGCCCGACACCCAAUUCACCACACAGGCGGUAUGCACUAUCUGCAAGCUAGCACCGCCCGACACCCAAUUCACCACACAGGCGGUAUGCACUAUCUGCAAGCUAGCACCGCCCGACACCCAAUUCACCACACAGGCGGUAUGCACUAUCUGCAAGCUAGCACCGCCCGACACCCAAUUCACCACACAGGCGGUAUGCACUAUCUGCAAGCUAGCACCGCCCGACACCCAAUUCACCACACAGGCGGUACGCACUAUCCACAGGCUAACACCACCCCACACCUGAAACACCACACAGGCGGUAUGCACUAUCUGCAAGCUAGCACCGCCCGACACCCAAUUCACCACACAGGCAGUACGCACUAUGCACAGGCUAACACCGCCCCACACUCGAAUCACCACACAGGCGGUAUGCACUAUCCGCAAGCUAGCACCGCCCGACACCCAAUUCACCACACAGGCGGUACGCACUAUCCACAGGCUAACACCACCCCACACCUGAAACACCACACAGGCGGUAUGCACUAUCUGCAAGCUAGCACCGCCCGACACCCAAUUCACCACACAGGCAGUACGCACUAUGCACAGGCUAACACCGCCCCACACUCGAAUCACCACACAGGCGGUAUGCACUAUCCGCAAGCUAGCACCGCCCUACACCCAAUUCACCACACAGGCGAUACGCACUAUCCACAGGCUAACACCCCACCGCAAGCCAUAAGGGCACAAACAUGCACCAAUUGUCACCUUCUUGCCUGCACGACUUGAAUGGAUUCCGGGUCGAAGGCCAGUUGGAAUGGCUGGACGGGCCGUGCCCCAAUGACAGGGACAGUUUCGUGACUUAGUAGGUGCUAAUGUCCAGGGCACACCAGAGCUACGCCCAUCUACAGUCCCAUCCCAAGAACCAAUGCCGCCAGCCCAUGCAUUACACAAGAGACAAAGCCACCACCAAAAAUCGAUGACUCGGGCCUAAGCAGCGUAACUCAUGCCUACUCUCUUAAAAACAGGUGUUUUCCCCCUGUAUCUUCUGGUUUCUCAGCCUGCCAGGCUGCACUGGAGAGGGGUGCGUAACCGUCUCCCGUAUCCCGGAAAGCUAGAAGCUUUAAUAAGUACAAAUACCCAGAGACCAGGGAUAUAAAACUGUAUAAAACCAGGAACCG
Pelodiscus sinensis (Chinese soft-shelled turtle) is the source of this 1974-nucleotide messenger RNA. The record is from RefSeq and is a predicted model, not a curated record. NCBI's taxonomy places the organism in Eukaryota, Metazoa, Chordata, Testudines, Trionychidae.